AUGCAGCAUCCUUUUGCCCUGCUGGUGCUGCUGCAUAUGCAGGUUUGCCUGCUGUUGAAGGACUGCGAGUGGAAAGUUGUGCUCAACGAUUUUGACAAUCUAGGUGGGGACCAAGCUGUGUUUUUUAGGCAGCGCCCAGUCACUAGCAUAGCGUCUGUGCUCCAGAAUCUGACAGACUCGGCCAUAGACCUGAAUGAUAAAAAUUCGCACUACCUGGGCUUCCCGUACUACUUGAAAAUCAGUCUAACCUGCAUCACUCAGGACGCGGCGAAGGUCAUUCGCAAUGCUCACCUGACCGGGCUGAGGCCCAUUGUGACCAUAACGUUUGAAGCGCCGGUCAAUACAGAGCAUCAGAAACCCGAGCAGCUGCAGAUUGAGAUGAAAGGCGCCCCUUACCGGCUCCAGGGGCCUUGUGCCAGCGAAGAGGUUUGCCGGAUGUGUUGGUACACGCCCAUGCCAAUGAAGAAGAGGAGCGUGGUGAUGGAGGUCCUGGUGGAGAGCAAUGGCCUGGGCUUUGAGGUGGACAGCAAGAGAUUUUUUAUGAAUAUUAACGGCUACAUGAAGGAAACUGAGACCGGUUUACAGUCUUCCCUAGGAGAGAAGGUUACAUCACUGGUGGAGAUGAUGUCACUUUACAGCCCCUCCCGUCCCAUUUGGUCCACCUUCAAUCAAGCCCCCGUGCUGAUCCUCGGGGGAUUCAAGGCUUACAAAAUCAUCCUGGUUUCAGACUCGGAGUUUGCGGAUUUCACUGCAGUGGAGGUGGGGAUCGACAGCUGCUGGAUCGGGUCCCUGAACUGCCCCCUGAACGUAUUCUCCUCCUCCAUUGUCGAUGCCAUUGCUACAGAAAGCGUGCUCAUCCUCCGCCAGAACCAGCUGGUCUAUUACUUCACUGGGAACUAUUCGGUCCUUUCUCUUCGUGUGCCGGGAUCCAGCCUCUGGACCCGUGUGCUGAACAACAUCUGCGUGUCACGGUUAAACCCUGUGCACUUCCCCCACAACGGCUCCGAGUACGUGAUUGCUCUUGGAGCGGGCGUGCAAGAAGGGGAAUUCUUCCUUGGCACCAUUCGCGAUGGAGUCGUUCAGUUUCCCGAAUCACACGCCAGGGGGAGGAAGACAGUGUGCGAACAUUUGAAGAUUUCUUGCACGAUCCUCUGGGCUGUCUACAUCACGGAAGAGGAGGUGAUUGUGCUGCUGGUGGAAGGGAAGAAAAAGAACAGCGAGUCCGAUUACUACCUCAUGGCCUACGAUCAAGUCGAUGCAGCUUUCUGGAUGUUGUACUCCAUACCUCGCUUCAUACCCAAAGACACUGACAAAGGGUUUGUGAUGUUGCUGGGACUGGAAGAAUACACGGAUUCCCCACUGAUCCCAAGGGGGCUGUCCUAUAACCCAUUCAGCACAAUCUUCUACAUCUGGGGCAAUGUUAUUUUACAAAGCUACGACCUGGUUAAUUACAUUCACCUCUCCGGCUUCCCCCAACAAUCCCCCAUCAGCUACUUCAUUCUGUCGUAUGUAGGGGAAUUCGUGUGUGUGACAGACUCGGAGGAGAUCUGGUUUUCUGUGGAAGGCAGCUCGGUCGUCAUUCGGCUCUACCCCUCCGAAGCCUGGGACACGUACUUCAGGCUACAGCUAAUGAGAGGGUCAAAGGACUUUAGCUUCAACGAGACGUUUGUGAGCCUCUUCUUUAACAAGGAGGGGCUGCAGCAGCUGGUUUACAUACCCGAUGGACAGGGGGAGGGAAAACUGAUCAAGAGGAACUUCCCUCUCCAUUAUAUAUUGUCGUACCGGCACCUCAUCGUCCAUCAGUACCAUUUGAUGUAUUUACAAGAUGCUCAGUACAUCAGGUUCUUCCAUCCCUGCUCCUUCUCGGUCAUGCGCCUCGAGGACCUCCCAGCCCCUCAGCGCUUCACCCGGAUGGAGCACUAUUCCACCGAGCCACCGGAUGUCAUGGACAAAACAGGCUUCCACAACAACGUGUCUCUGGCUGUAUACCAGGGCCUGAUCUUCCAGCUGCUCUGGCUGCACGCGGACUAUAGCAGGCCUUAUGCUGACCCGGUCCAUGACCCAACUUGGCGGUGGUGGAAAAACAGAAAGCAAUACGCAGAGUAUUUCUUUUACGUAGCGAGCAACGGCAACUCCUCCGGAGGUGUCUACGUCAACAUGGAGAGCUACGUGAAGAUCUAUGACCUGCAGCCCAAUAACCAGCUGCCCAGCAAGAUUUACCUGGACAAGAAUAACGUCUAUUCUUUCUCAGUGUUCCUGAGUGUCAGGUCGACUACAGAAAGCAUGGGGGAAAUGCCGGAAGAGAACUCCCUUGAUUUUGUGUGGCUCACCGUCGUCUUAGCGCAUCCGAAGUUUGUGGUUUCACACCUCCACCGGCACUAUCUGAUCGGCCGGGGCUCCGUGCUGUAUACGGUGACCAUCAGUGACACUGGACGGUACCCGAAACAAGAGCUGAGUGGGACGAACCUUCUGAAGAGUUCAAUGGCUUUAAAGGUUAUAAAUGCGGCAACAAAUUGUUACCACUACACAGCGUCCGGCCCAAAACUCCAGGGCUAUGCCAUGGUGCCAAUCUUUAUUGGCUGCCCUCCGGGCAAGAGGCUGGCCUUUGACAUCACCAGGACCCUGAAGUACACCACCAAACAGAACAAGCGGUACUUCGACUGCAUCCACAAGAACCCAGAUUUGCCAUGUUUCUUCUUUAACGAUGUAUUUUAUCCCUUCUUCUUGAUCCAAGACAUGGUGACGGGGGACUCGGGACCUUUCCUGGGCAGCUACAUGCUGAGGAUCGUUGGCGGAGGGCCGUACUCGGAGAGCAGGAUCCGCGUCUACAGCCCGAGCGAAAUCCUCGACUAUAACACGGCAAACGGCAGCACACCGCUGAGUCUGAUCUGGAUGAGGGCUAAUCGCACAAAACCUGCCCUUACCGAUCCCGAAGGCUUCAAUAUCUUCUCCGGAACCGACUGUGGGAUCAAGUGGGUCUGUGAGCAGAACUCCCCCUGUUACGAUGUGGUUCCCUUAGACCUGACAGCUCCGGAUUACUUCUUUUUGGUGGAGGUGUCUAACAGGGCCGUGGACAAGAGCACCUACUGUGACUACGACCUGGACUUUGUGAUCCACAUUCACGGCCUGCGGCUCAGCCCCUCCCGGGCAAUCACCUUCAUGAAGAUCUCCAUGGCCGUUCUCACCGGCAUUGUCGUCUUGUACGUCCUCCACCAAGUCCUGGGGCCCGUGAUCUGGGCCGGCUUCACCCGACUGAUCCAAAGAUUUGAAGAGGCCCUAGCUAUUCGGACAGAGUCCAGCAUCACCUUCACCUCUUACUCCAGCCAAAGCCAGGGGAACUCCCACCACACGCCCCCCUUGUAG
Emys orbicularis (European pond turtle) is the source of this 3363-nucleotide messenger RNA. RefSeq names its product cation channel sperm associated auxiliary subunit gamma (gene CATSPERG). Gene Ontology annotation, cellular component: motile cilium; sperm principal piece; CatSper complex. Lineage: Eukaryota; Metazoa; Chordata; Testudines; Emydidae. Bases 1 to 3363 code for a protein of 1120 amino acids. The record is from RefSeq and is a predicted model, not a curated record. The transcript is spliced from 29 exons.